This is a messenger RNA of Schistosoma bovis, 3464 nucleotides long. NCBI's taxonomy places the organism in Eukaryota, Metazoa, Platyhelminthes, Trematoda, Strigeidida, Schistosomatidae. The record is from the annotation of a GenBank genome assembly.
CGCUAUAGUAAACUUUGGGGAAAUGGCACUAAAACCCCAAAAUUUUCCCAGACAUGGGUCAAUUCCCCAAACAUUGGCGAAGGUCAUUUGACUUCGGGAUUUUCAGAAAAUUGGGAGCUUGGGUAAAUUUAAGAAAGUAGACGAAAUCUGUUUGGGGACUACCGGCCAAUAAGUUAGUUAGAGAGUUUAAACACUGGUUAUGUAGUAUGGAUUGUCUGUAAUAAAUGUUGAUAAAACAAAACUACGGUGAAUUUAAUAUAAAAGACUGGAAAAGAAGUAAUAAGUCUACAUUUGUAUUCCUGGCACAUCAUUAUCCUUAAAAAGAAGGUUCUGUGUUGCGAAAUGUGUUGGUUUGUGUGAAAGCAUCUUGAUAUGCCCCAUCAAGACGCCUAAAUUUGUUCCUUAUAUUUUGAAACAUUGUCCUGACAAUUUUGUUUUGAAUUAAAUAGCGCAACGUUUUAUACACAAUGUUUAACUGGAUGAAGAAGCGAAUUAUGUGAACUUUAAUGCAUGAACUUGACAACCUGAGACAGCAGUGAUGCAUUCGCGUGGAAUCAACACUUAUAUGGUCCCAUUAGCUUACUGUGGAACACCGAGAUAUUACAGCGUUGAACGAUUAAGCUUGCCGGUGGAAAACUUAUCUGGGAAAUGGAAAGUACAAAAUCUAAGAUCAUCAGGUGUCUCCAUAUUACAUAUAUAAUUCGUAUGAUGCAGACUUAAAUUGAUUGAACAACGCUAAGUUGUCUGAAUAAAUAGUUAAGUUUAAAAAAAUAAAUAAAAUUGUUGCCGUUAGGUCCUUUGGGUAACUUCAGAUGACUAACGAAUACUUACAGUUGACAACUGGUUGUCGAACUUUUCCGAAGACUAGUUUCUUCAUGUAAUGAGAAACCUGGCAUUAUAGAAACGCGGGAUUUGUUAUAUACAGUCCAGUCCAUCCAAGUGAAUCCUACAUAAAUCCCCAUUUCUACUUCAUCAACUAUCAGUGCUAACUUCAAAUUUCAGAGGGGUGUGAAAAUUAAAAACUGACUUGGAUAUUACAUCCAUUUCACUGAGUUAUUGCCGAUCGAAUGCUUAACAAGCUUUAAUUUCACUAUUUCAUUACACUCUAUUCCCGAGUUUAAAAUUAUUUGCCGUUGUUUCGUUACUUUUCAAAAAGUUUGGUUAAUAGGCAUAAUUUACAAGUCUGUUUUCUUAUUAACGUAUGUUGUAAGGAAAUUAUGUAAGGUCUAGGUAGAUGAAAAUUUGUCCUGCGCUCGAUACUGUAUCCAAAACAGUAGUUCAAUGCACUUAUUUUUACUUAAUGGUAAUGCAAAUGGUCACAAGUUCCCGAAGUACUAAUUAGAGUGUACUAUCAGCUUCAUAAUUAAUUUUCGCAUUGUUUGGAUCGUCCUACUGGUGUUUAGGACUGCAAUUAAUUAGUCUCAUUGAUAUAUAUGCAUCCAUUGCGGAUUGCAUCGAUAUAACCUCAGUCACAAGCAUUAUAAACAAAGAUCUAUGGUGGCUGGCAGUGGAAUCCCAGGACGCGCGCUUCUUUUUAUUUGAGACUAGUCAGUUGGGUGGAGACAAUUUGCACAUGUGCCAAUGAAGGACUGAUCGACUGCAGUCGUAAACAUCAAUGGGAAGAUUCAAACAAACAAUACAAAAUUGGUUUAUAUUAGGCCUAGUUCAGAAACUCAAGUUAAAAACAUAAGUUUAAGCCUCACAUCUUUUUAUUUGGUUUAAGUCUAAAAGUUAAUUUCAUUCUUUAGUUAAAAUUUUACAAACAAAAACACCCAUUGCAUCAUGAAAACAAGCACAUGGUUUAAGAAGACCAUGGAAACAGAAAAAUAAAUGUUUGGAUCAAUUGUUUAACAAUUUAGAAGUAUGCAAAAUGAGUAUGAUAAUUACAUCUUUAAUAACUGUAGAAUUCUGUAUAAAAUUAUAGAAAACUUAAAAAAUCUAUCUACUAAACCAUAUUCUAGUUUUCAUGCAGUUCUAUCAGUUAAAAGUUUAGGAAAUCGUUCAAGUUUAGCUUUUUAUGUCAACAAAAUAAUUUCGGUUGGCUGUUAGAUUCACUAUAAAAACCCUUUUGAAUUUAAUCACCAAACUCUAAUGUGCAACAAACAACUGAGAAUUAAACCUGUGUUUCUGCUGUCAUGUGGGUCUUUCAAUCCAAUUACUGUAAUGCACAUGCGAAUGAUGGAACUAGCAAGAGAUAAGAUUGAAAAUAUGCAUUUGUCAACAAAAGAAUCUCAUCAUGUUUUGUCUGAGGAGAAUAACCAGUUCACUCAAAAAGAAUAUAGUGAUGACCAUCCAAUAAAUGAUGACCAUCAGACAGUCGUCGUUGGUGGUAUAUUCAGUCCUGUGUCCAAUCUGUAUGAAAAGAAAGGUCUCCUACCAGCUUCUAUACGCGUCGAGCUUACACGAUUAGCCUGUAUUUCUGCAUCCGACUGGUUGGCCGUAAGCAAUUGGGAGUGUUCACAAUCAAGUUGGUUGAGAACUCGAGUGGUCUUAGAUCACAUUUAUGGUGUCUUGAAUAAUACGUACUCAAAUUUAAGUAACAAUGACGAAACCGAAAUUGACUCAGUUCCGAGAAAAAAGACUUGCUUCGCACCAAGCAAUUUUUAUCCCACUGAUGGUUUAAUUAAUGAAGACCACGAACAAACGAAACUUUCAUCACUAGAAGGCAUGGCGACUGACCUCUGGCUUAAGAGUUGCUUUCAUCUGGACUCUCUUAUUGAUAUUAGUAACAUAAAAUGUAGCGAAAACCAAGUACAUGAUACUAAUGAUGAUCAUUUCAACAGCAAUCUCUUCACUUCAUUAUCAUCUGUAGAUAGAUCGUGUUACUGUCGCAAAAACAAUACCGCAAACGUUUUGCUAUCAAAGCCUUGUGUGAAAUUAGUUUGUGGUGCUGAUCUUCUGGAAUCAUUCAAAACUCCAAAUUUGUGGUCAGCAGAAGAUAUUGAAACGAUUGCUCGUGACUAUGGUAUAAUUUGUAUUAGUCGACCUUCAUAUGAGCCUUUGAAAAUUAUCAAUGAAUCAAACAUUUUGAGCAAAUAUAAGGAUAAUAUAAGUUUAGUGAUAGACAAUUGUCAGAAUUCACUAAGCUCUACUUUCGUACGUCAUGCUUUAUCAAAUGGUAAAAGUGUACGUUACCUCGUUCCAGAUCGUACUUUGGAAUAUAUUUAUACACAUAAAUUAUAUGAUGCCAAAAAAAGAUGUGUUAAUUUACUUGAAUCGAAGACUAGAACAGAAGUACAACACUAAUUACCAAAGAUUUCAUGGUGCAUUUUUCAAACAGUUGAAUCAUUUGAUUAUUCUUGAUAACAUAAAAUUGUAAAUACACCUUGAUAUACGUAUAUUACUCAUGUUGAUUGGAUUAAAUUUCUUGAAAUUGUGCAAUUACUUCAUUUUAUGAUUCUAUCCUGUAAAAUGAUUUACUUAUCACGCUAUCAUUUGAAAUAAACUUAUACAGUUAAUUUGCU